Messenger RNA from Lachancea nothofagi CBS 11611, 207 nucleotides. The record is from the annotation of a GenBank genome assembly. NCBI's taxonomy places the organism in Eukaryota, Fungi, Ascomycota, Saccharomycetes, Saccharomycetales, Saccharomycetaceae.
AUGAGCGAUAAAGGAUGUCCACAGUGUGGUGAGGAGCUCAAAAAAUGUUUGAUACAGCAGAAUUACAGCGUAGUUAUGUGCUCGAAUCUGAACUGUAGUUAUCCAUUCAACGAGCGAGAGAUGCUCAGCAACACAGUGUACACUAAGGAUGCUGAUAUAUUGGAAGCAGCUAAAAAAAGGCUUCGAAAGGAAGAGGAGAGCAAAUGA